Molecule: messenger RNA, 333 nt
Organism: Saccharomyces cerevisiae S288C
Lineage: Eukaryota; Fungi; Ascomycota; Saccharomycetes; Saccharomycetales; Saccharomycetaceae
Gene: YEL068C
Exons: 1
Coding region: 1-333 (110 amino acids)
Source: RefSeq, marked reviewed
AUGAAAAUUUUGGCACUAGCCGUCGCCUUUCAAGGCUUGGCAUUGGUAUGCUGUACGGAUACAACAGACAAUUAUAACAAUUUUACGCAUAAUACAUCGACAUUUUACCGCAUAGCGGAUUAUGAUAAGAGAUUUUGGAGCGUAAAACUACCACCAGUGAAUUGGACUACUUGCGGUAAUGAAGAUCAUCCAUGGAUUACUAUCCACUACGACGAGAUUGAUAAACUCGUUGACGAUAAACUGGCAAGUUGGGACAAAGGACCUGUUCCCGAUCGUGAAGAAUUUAGGAACUCCAUCCUUAGACAAGCGAGAUGCGACCGCCCACAUUACUAG